UUCAUUUCAAGUCGAUCAACUCACGCAAAGUCGCGGCACUGUCGAAGCUUUUUAUCACCAGGUGAACUCUGUUUCUCUAGAGAAUUUUUAAAAGCGUUGAAAAGAAUUGAGAUACAUAUAUUCGAAUUCUAGCAGCUUCGGAUUAUUUUCUCGUCUAUUCUAGAAAAGGAAUCUAAUCUUAGUCCAGUCUUACAGGUCGAUGGAAAAGCCGAGCGGGGAAUGGGAGAUUGAAGAACUCACACCAUCGGAACAGAGCGAAAGCAGGGAAAACUGGCUAUUGAGCAGGGGACUGAGAGUGGGUAAGAAAAUUUUGGUUGCGGGUGUUGUGAUAUCAUCUGCCCCACUGGUUCUUCCUCCGCUCCUGGUAUUCUCUGCUUUUGGGUUGGCUUUUUCUGUGCCUCUGGGGCUCUGCUACGUGGGCUAUGCUUACACCAAGAAUCUUGUACGCAACCUGCUCCCGAUAUUGCCCGAACCAACUCCUCUUGCAGAUGGAGGAAGGGCUACUAGUGAUGGGGAAGAAGAAAAUGGAGAAGACAAUGAGGGAAUGAAGGAAGAUGACAGAGAAGAGAGGGAAUUAGUAGAAAAUGUUGACGAAAAACUGAAGGAAGAAGGGUAUGUGGAAGAUGAUGAUGAGAAAUUUGUCAAAGAGGAUGAGAAACCAUUAGAAAAUAUUCAUGUGACAGUGGAAGGAAUGGGAAAAGAGGAAAUAAUUGAAAAAAUUAUCUCUGAUAUUGAUGAGAUUGGGAAACCAUGUGAAUAUGAAAGUUUUGUUAGUAAUGGGAAUGGGGAAAAAGCUGAUGGAGAGAUGGAAAGAACAGAGGAAGAAGAGGGAAAUGAGGGGAUUCCAGAAGGAAGAGGUGGAGAAAUGGAUACCGUUGCAAGUGAAGUGAAAGCAGCGAAAGAGGUGGAAGGUACAUUAGAAGGAAAGGCAAAAGAAAAAGAUGUGCAAAUUGGGUUAAAGAAUGGAGCCUUAGAGGAAGGGGGACUUGUGGGAAUUGUUGGUAGCAUGAUGGAAUUCGAGGCGAAGCUUGUGAGGGAUGAGAAAGAUGUUGUAGAAGGAGCAGCUGCUGAGGAUAAUAAUGCUGCUGAUGCGAAUGAAAAUCAUCAAUUGGAAAGGAAGAAUAAAAAUGGGAUAAGGUCGGAUGCUGAAAUGAGAGAAAUCGCGGUGGAAAGUGGGUUUGAUUUGUUUGAUCAAGGAACUGCUCCUGCAACACACACUACUACAGAGUUCCCUCUCCCAGAUUAUGAGACCCUGGAAGGUCGGAAAGGUACUGUUGUUUUUGAGCUCCCUGUUUUGGCCGACGAACCAGACUCAGAACAGUCUAAAGUUGCCUCUGAAAGGAACAGCACGGCAAUCUCUUUCCAUGAGGAAACCAAGAUAGACCAGCCGAUAGAGUUCCAAGAUAAAGGGGAGCUAGUACCCUAAUAUACAGGGUGAGUAUGAACUAGGGAUGUAUGUUCCCCUAGAGUUUUAUUGUUUUGGGGAAUGUGUUAGACAUGUAUAUAUGGAUGGAUUAGUACUCUGCUAUGUGUAUUCGCUAUGGUAUGUAAAUAUAAUCACUUCCGCUGAUAAGGUCAUUUGUAAGACUGCUUACCCGAUAUCCUCUUUAGGUAGGGUUAUGUGGUUACGGUAUCAGAGUUUCUGACAUGAACAAUGGUUGAGUAUAUGUGAUAAAUAAUAAUUAUUUAAUGAAAAAAAUAAAAAAUAAAAAUGGUAUGAAAAUUGAGGCGUCAUAGUUUGGUAUCAGAGCUUAGGUUGCUAGGUUCUGCAGACUUUAGUAAACAGUGGAAUACAAUACCAGAGUAUAGGAAUGGAUUUUGAUGAGAAUACAGGAUGGGUAGAUGGGAUAUGAGUCAGUGGUUGUUAGAGGACGAGAUUGGGAAUCUAGGGUUCUAUUUUAUGAUCUGGAGGUAGGAGUUUCGUGGUUAUUUCUGUGAUUUUCUUGGGGUGACGAUUUCAAAAAAACCAUGGAUACUAUUGUCGGUUCUUGUUUCUAAGUGGUAGGAUUGAAUCUUAAAUGGGGAUUGAGAAUGCUAAAAUAAAUGUUUAUAACAAAAUAUCUUGUGGGUUUUAGUUUGCUGCGUGUGUUAGUGAGUUAUGAUGAUGGAGUUCUAAGGCUGUUUUAUACUAUUUGCAGGAUAGAUCCAAGGAAUAGUAGUGCAAAUGCUGGGGGGUGAUGCAGGGCCAUCCAGUAUGGGAGGCACAGACCCCGAUGCAGUGUUACAUAGCGUCACACAGCAGGUGAUGUCAGAGAGGGCUAUAAGUUCAUGAGGGCGGAACUACAUGAAUAAGCAGUUCACGCGUAUGAGACCCCCAUCGUUCUCAGGUGGAGCUGACCCACUAGUAGCUGAGAAAUGGGUCCAGGAUAUAAAGGAUGUGUUGGUAGUUCUCCUGUGUAUAGAUGAGUAUAAAAGUAUUGUUUCUGAUAUUUAAGUUGACUGGGGAAGCUAAAUGCUGGUGGAGAUCAGCGAAACUGUUAGAGGAGCAGAGACUUGAGCCUGUAGCAGUGACCUGGAGCCACUUCUUGGAGAUUUUUUUGAGCAGUACUUUCUUGCUAUUGUCAGAAGUGCGAAGGCAGUGGAGUUUCUGCACUUUACGCAGGGGCAGAUGACGGUACAGUAGUAUGCAACCAGAUUUGUAGAGAUGUCCCAAUUUGCUCCAUAUUUGGUACCAAA
Molecule: messenger RNA, 2676 nt
Organism: Malania oleifera
Lineage: Eukaryota; Viridiplantae; Streptophyta; Magnoliopsida; Santalales; Ximeniaceae
Exons: 4
Coding region: 200-1426 (408 amino acids)
Source: RefSeq, a predicted model, not a curated record